AAUGCGGGGCAGGGGCACAGCUAAGCGCCCUUGGCCCCUUACCCUUUUCGUUCCCCCGCCCCCCUCCUGCCUCCCCCCCAAGAAAGCUAAACGCUGCCGUCGUCGUUGCUGCUGCCGCCGCCACCGGGGGAGGUAAAUGAUGUUCAAGUACCGGAUCCGCAUGUUCUUCAACGAGCUGAAGCUGCUGGUGUUGAUGCGGCGGGGCCGCCCGGAGCCCGAGCCGGGAGCCGAGGGAAGCCGCGGGGCGCUGGGCGGCAGCGGCUGCGGAUGGCCCCCCUUCGCCGACUGCUCGGCCCGGCAGGACGAUGAGGCCGAAUACUACGGCGGCGGAGGCGCCGAGACCCGGCCGCGGAGCCUGGCCCUGGAGGAGAAGGACCCCCGACCCCAACCCCCCGGGCAACAGCCCGGGCAGCAGCCCGCGGCGGGCGGGGCGGGGGGAGCUUUGGACUCGGUGUCGCUUAGCAGCAGCUUGGAUAGUGGCAUGAGGACCCCGCAGUGCCGGAUUUGCUUCCAGGGACCAGAGCAGGGGGAGCUGUUAAGCCCAUGUCGCUGCGACGGGUCUGUCCGCUGCACCCACCAGCCCUGCCUGAUUCGCUGGAUCAGCGAGAGAGGUUCUUGGAGCUGCGAGCUGUGCUACUUCAAAUACCAGGUCUUAGCCAUUAGCACAAAGAAUCCCUUGCAGUGGCAGGCGAUUUCCCUGACGGUGAUUGAAAAGGUACAGAUUGCAGCCAUCAUCCUGGGUUCCCUCUUCCUCAUCGCCAGCAUCUCGUGGCUCAUCUGGUCAUCCCUCAGCCCCUCGGCCAAGUGGCAGCGGCAGGACCUGCUCUUCCAGAUCUGCUAUGGGAUGUACGGCUUUAUGGACAUCGUCUGCAUAGGCUUGAUUAUCCACGAAGGCUCCUCGGUGUAUCGAAUAUUCAAGCGUUGGCAAGCGGUGAACCAGCAGUGGAAGGUGCUGAACUAUGACAAAGCCAAGGACCUAGGGGAACCAAUUGGCGGGAGCACAAAGCCCGGAGGGCGGAAUUCACGGACGAACCCCUCCUCGGGGAGUGAGAGGACCUCCCAGCGGGGCCAGCGGGUUAGGACUAUUUUGAACCAUCACUGUGGUUAUACAAUUCUGCACAUUCUCAGCCACCUGCGGCCUAACGAACAUCGCGGGGGCUCCAGUUCCAGCCGCGAGGUUGUCAUGAGGGUCACGACGGUAUAAUAACAGCCUACGGGGCCUUUGCCAAGAGGGAGAGGCUCCACGGUUAACCAUGGAAGGAAGAAGCCGAUGCCUUCAUCUUCCGCACAGGCUCCAUUCUGAGCCCUUACGGGGCAGGCCGCACGCUGUAUACUGUCCGACGCAGGAGGAUGCCUGCCUCCAUGGCGUUGCCGCCGCAGACCCCACCCGCCUCUUCCUUGUUGUGCGUGGGGAGUGCCUCAACUUGAUUGCACCUUCCUACCCUCCCAUCAAUGUGAAUUUUUUUUCCUUUCUCUCUCUCCAUCCAGCUUGUGGUGAAAGGAGAGACAAGUCCCCCUUCCUCCCCCCCAAAACCCCAACCCUCCUUUGUUAUGACUAAACUCCUUGGAAGUGUGGUGGGUGGGGUUUUUAUUUAUUUAUUUAUUUAAUUUUUGAAAAAAUCAAAACAAAAAAAACCAGCCCCUGCCUGGUUCCUUCAGAACGAGUCUUGGCGCCAACCAAUCCAGAUAUUUGAAAACAUUUUUACCUCAUCUUUCAAAGGAAAUCCUGCCAGAAGACCACCCAUCCUGCCUUUCCAACCCAUCCCAUUGGUCUCUCUGACUGGGAGACGCCAACCAGAGAGGUUCUGAACUUUUACCCAUCCCUCCAAAAUAAUAAUGGUGCAAUAAACAUGUUUCUUAAAGCAAAAUGGCAUCUUGCAAUAAGAUAUAUUACCUGUGCAUUUCAUCUUUAAUUUAAUGCAUGGAAAUCUCUUUCUCUCCCUCCCUCCGCCCCUCUUUUCCCCCCCCCC
Zootoca vivipara (common lizard) is the source of this 1970-nucleotide messenger RNA. RefSeq names its product membrane associated ring-CH-type finger 9 (gene MARCHF9). Lineage: Eukaryota; Metazoa; Chordata; Lepidosauria; Squamata; Lacertidae. The record is from RefSeq and is a predicted model, not a curated record. Gene Ontology annotation, cellular component: Golgi stack; trans-Golgi network. Gene Ontology annotation, molecular function: ubiquitin-protein transferase activity; zinc ion binding. Gene Ontology annotation, biological process: protein ubiquitination.